GAGAGUCCUUUAUCAAAUAAAACAUGGGACACAUGUGCCGUUGUUGGGAGUGGUGGGAUCCUGACUAACAGCAGCUGUGGAAAUGCGAUCGACUCGGCUCAGUUUGUCAUCAGGUGCAACCUCCCUCCUGUGGACAACGGAUACGAAAAAGAUGUUGGUAUCAAGACUGACCUUGUUACAGCAAAUCCGAGUAUCUUUGUAAACAGUUAUGGGGCUCUGAUGGGACAACGCCGUCCACUUGUGGAGAGUCUGCGCAGCUAUGGAAACUCCCUGCUGCUGCUUCCUUCCUUUUCCUAUACCUUAAACACUCCUGUGUCCAUGCGGGUCUUCGAUACCAUCAAGGACUUUGACAGCCCCAUCAGACCCGUCUUCUUAAACCCUGAAUAUUUCCGGAGUCUGCACCUGUUCUGGAGCUCUCAGGGGAUAAAAGGACAGGGAGUGCAGCUUAGCACUGGCAUCAGCAUGGUCAGCCUGGCGCUGGAGCUCUGCAACAAUGUUCAUCUGUAUGGAUUCUGGCCCUUCAGUAUCCACCCAUAUAGCCUCCACAACCUCACUAGUCACUACUAUGACGACAAACGACCUAAAAGAAUAGUCCACGCUAUGCCGACUGAGUUUGAGCUCCUGCUGCAGCUGCACAGUCAGGAUGCAUGA
This is a messenger RNA of Stegastes partitus (bicolor damselfish), 651 nucleotides long. RefSeq names its product alpha-2,8-sialyltransferase 8E-like. The annotation marks the transcript as partial. Gene Ontology annotation, biological process: N-glycan processing; oligosaccharide metabolic process. The transcript is spliced from 4 exons. Lineage: Eukaryota; Metazoa; Chordata; Actinopteri; Pomacentridae. The record is from RefSeq and is a predicted model, not a curated record. Gene Ontology annotation, molecular function: alpha-N-acetylneuraminate alpha-2,8-sialyltransferase activity.